CUCCGGCGGUGUCGCGUGCGCCUGGUGGGUGACCUGCAGGUGGCCCCGCUGUGGGACGCCCUGCUGAAUCGCGAGCUCUUCACCCCGGACAUGAUCGAGGACAUCCAGCGGGCGGGCUCUGGGUCUCGGCGGGACCAGGCCCGGCAGCUGAUCACGGAUCUCGAGACCCGAGGGAGGCGGGCCCUUCCCUUGUUCAUCUCCUGCUUGGAGGACACGGGCCAGGACACACUGGCUUUGUUCUUGCAAACAAGUUGGCAAGCGACAAAGAAGGAUCCAGAGGCCAUCGUCAGACCCCUGGACCUCGAGCCUGUGGUGGUGGGACCGACGGGGCGCAAACCAGAGAAGCUGAAUCCCUCGCACCCGGCCCCAGGAAAUCUGUCCCCGGUGGUGCUGGGCCCAGCUCAGCUCAGGGCAGAGGAUCUCGGACCAGAAGCUCCCAGACCAGCGGGCAUUGGUUCUGGAGGACUCAGUGAUGUCCGUGCCCCGGAGAUGCUGAAGAGAAACGCACGUUUGGCGUACGUCCUGAGCGCGGACCCUUGCGGCCACUGUGUCAUCAUCAACAACGUGAACUUCUGCCCGGCAUCAGGGCUCGGCGCUCGCACCGGCUCCAACCUCGACUGUGUGAAAAUGCAGCGCCGCUUCUCCCAGCUGCAUUUCCAGGUGGAGGUCAGGUGUGACCUGACUGCCGAGAAAAUGGUCCAGGCUUUGGUGGAGCUGGCGCGGCAGGACCACCACGCUCUGGACUGCUGCGUGGUGGUCAUCCUCUCUCACGGAUGUCAGGCCAGCCACCUGCAGUUCCCGGGAGCCGUCUACGGCACGGACGGGUGUCCUGUGUCUGUCGAGAGAAUCGUGAACAUCUUCAGUGGGACCAGCUGCCCCAGCCUGGGAGGGAAGCCCAAGCUCUUCUUCAUCCAGGCCUGCGGUGGGGAGCAGAAAGACGUUGGGUUUGAAGUGGCCCUCUCUUCCCCUGAUGACGAGGCCCCUGGCAGCAGCCCCGAGUCAGAUGCCGUCCCGUUCCAGGCAGGCCCGAGGCCCGGGGACCAGACUGAUGCCCUGUCGAGUUUGCCCACACCCAGUGACAUCCUCGUGUCCUACUCCACCUUCCCAGGUUUUGUCUCCUGGAGGGACACCUCGCGCGGCUCCUGGUACAUCGAGACCCUGGACGGCGUCUUGGAGCGCUGGGCACGCUCUGAAGACCUGCAGUACCUGCUGCUGAGGGUUGCUAAUGCCGUGUCCGAGAAAGGGAUUUAUAAACAGAUUCCUGGUUGCUUUAAUUUCCUUCGGAAAAAACUUUUCUUUAAAACCGAAUGAGGUCAGGGCUGCCCACGCUGCCUUACCACUCACCCCACACGCUGUGUGCUGCAGCAGGCCCGGAGGUGGUUGCAGCCACGUCCCUCCGCGUCAAGGCGUUGGAAGCUGGCAGUCGCGUCCUCCCCAUGGCGGACCGGUGUCAGGAGCGCCUAGGUCGAAGAGCAGCGCCCAGUCGUGGAGGAAGAGGAGCGGAGAGCUGUGGGCUCCGCGGGGCCUCUCCGAGCUGGCUGGGCCGAACCUGGCUAUCACACCCUCCCCUCUAGAGCUGAGCUCCUCACCCUGCACUGCAGCCUUGGGGGCCAGGUGACCCUCGAUCCUGGGCUCGGCCUGGGCGUCAUAGGAUGCUUCGUGCCCUCCCUGGCCUCCACCCGCCUGUGCCAGUAGCACCCCGACCCUGGAUGGUGCUGACCAGAGACGUCUUCAGGCAUUGCCAGCCGAGUCGCGGGGAAGCGCAGACCCACAGGGGUUCGGGGCUAUGGACACAGCAGUGUCUUUCAGAUCAAAGAGCUUAGGCUCCUGGAGCCUCGGCAUGUGGGCCUGGGGAUCCCAGGUGACGUUUCAGGAGUGGGUAACAUCCCUUCGGUCACGGGCGAACAUGGACUCCCUCGCCGCUGUCCGUCCUCACUUUGCUCUGGGCCUGUUCUUUCCCACGAAGGAGACACUUGCUAUUUUCAAAACAUUUCCCCAGACCCAGGUGGUAGUGCCCGCCUGUCGUCCUAGCUACCCUGAAAGCUGAGGCAGGAGGGAUCACAGUUCCAAGAUAGCCUGGGUAACUUAGCAAGACCCGGUCUCAA
Fukomys damarensis (Damara mole-rat) is the source of this 2105-nucleotide messenger RNA. It is a transcript of the gene Casp9, whose product is annotated as caspase 9. Gene Ontology annotation, cellular component: cytoplasm. The transcript is spliced from 9 exons. The record is from RefSeq and is a predicted model, not a curated record. NCBI's taxonomy places the organism in Eukaryota, Metazoa, Chordata, Mammalia, Rodentia, Bathyergidae. Gene Ontology annotation, biological process: regulation of apoptotic process; proteolysis; intrinsic apoptotic signaling pathway in response to DNA damage. Bases 91 to 1311 code for a protein of 406 amino acids.